AUGGCAAAUUAUAAAGUUGCCGUGUCCCUUCCCUUUGCUCUUUCCUUUUACCCCUCCCCUUUCAACUUUCCCAUUGCCUUCCCCUUUGCUCCUUCCCCUUCCAUCUUCCUUUCACAGCCCCCUUUCAACCUCCCCUUUGCCCCUUUCCGUUGCCCCAUCCCCUUGCCCCUUUUCCUUUGCCCCUUCCCCUCCCACCUUGCUUCUACCCUUCCCCCUUUCUCCUCUCCCCUGCCCCUCAACCUGCGCCCCUGCCCCCUGCACCCGCCCACCAGUACUUGCAUCGGGGAGGGGGUGGAGAGGGGGAGGGGAAAAGGGGGGAUUAUUUCCCCGUUUCCCCACCUUAGCAUCGGGGAGGGGGUGGAGAGGUGGUACGGCAGAGCACAUAUGUGA
This is a messenger RNA of Closterium sp. Naga37s-1, 390 nucleotides long. The record is from the annotation of a GenBank genome assembly. Lineage: Eukaryota; Viridiplantae; Streptophyta; Zygnematophyceae; Desmidiales; Closteriaceae.